Messenger RNA from Angiostrongylus costaricensis, 231 nucleotides. Lineage: Eukaryota; Metazoa; Nematoda; Chromadorea; Rhabditida; Metastrongylidae. The record is from the annotation of a GenBank genome assembly.
UUGAAGCAGCGUGGCGCAGUGGAAGCGUGCUGGGCCCAUAACCCAGAGGUCGGUGCAUCGAAACCACUCGCUGCUAAUCAGCGUGGCGCAGUGGAAGCGUGCUGGGCGCAUAACACAGAGGUCGGUGGAUCGAAACCACUCGCUGCUAAUGUUUUUAUCCGGGCUUAUAAAGAAGAUGCGUGCUGGGCCCAUAACCCAGAGGUCGGUGCAUCGAAACCACUCGCUGCUAAU